Diprion similis is the source of this 843-nucleotide messenger RNA. RefSeq lists its product as uncharacterized. The record is from RefSeq and is a predicted model, not a curated record. The coding region runs from base 241 to 822 and encodes 193 amino acids. NCBI's taxonomy places the organism in Eukaryota, Metazoa, Arthropoda, Insecta, Hymenoptera, Diprionidae. The transcript is spliced from 5 exons.
CGUCGUAAUUCAUCUGCCGUCCAUGGGUUACCCUUCGGAAAUCAGAGGCCGAGCCUUGAGGAGUUUCAAUCUUCUUCAAAAUCUGCAGGUAACCGAAUCAACCCGGUGAAUUGUCAAUUUGGUCGUGUCAAAGCAACUCAGAUCCGCCUAUUUCCCUUUCGAAAGUUCACGCGAUUGGGAUGGCUUGCGAACGAGAAUGCCCAAGUGCUGUACAUUCUCCCGAGCGACGAAAGCCCGGAGAUGAUAGCGCUGCUUCGUGAUCUGGUGAAAAAGGUUCGCCCAGACGUCUCGGAAGACAGGCUGUGGGUGAUUCAGCCCGACGGUGCCAAAUGCACAUCACGUGAGAAAUACCCGUCUAAAACCGGCGAAAAAACACUGGCGAUCUUUCUGAUGGAAAUUUUACCGUGCGAAAUAUCGUUCAACAAAGGUGCCUACAAAUGUUACACAGAAUUUCUUAGCGACUUUGAAAAAUACGGUAAAACGACAUGGCGGAGCCGAGGAUCUGCGCUUCCGGCGACGUCUUCCAGGCGAAGGGCGAUUUGGCCGUCGAUUUGUGCUUCUCUGGAUAAUUUGGCCCGCAGUGUGGGAACCGAGCUUCGGGAACGGCAACAUGUCGGUUACUUCGGUCUGGACGUGAUUACCUUCGUGGAUACGAACAGCUUAAUCUGGACGCUAAUCGCACCGCUGACAAUCAGCGCUUUGGCUGUGGUGAUGGUCUGUCCGACGACCAUGAAAUGGUUGCUGCGACAGGUGGCUCCUAGUCGAGAAGACGCGGUGUUAAAAUUUGUGGAAAGCGUGCAGGCUGCUUUACCGAAUUUUUGACUCUCGUCCCACUGUCAAUAA